AUGCACUUCAAUUCUCUCGUAGCGUUCACCGUAGCUGCAGCAGCCGUUUUUGCUGGCGCAGUUCCUGCACCGACCAACAAUGGCGGCAUCAUGUCCCUUGAAGAAAUGAAAGCCUGGGUCAGUGCAUUACCACCCGACGAAGUUACUCUAGUCGGGGACCCCUUCGCUGCCCUCUCUUCGCGCGCUGCAUUGUCGGUUACUGUCACAUUCUGCAGCACCCAAUCUAGCACCAUAUGCACCGGUCCGUGCACCGUCAAGACAGUCGCUGGUGGCACCUGUAUCGCAGCGCCGGACACCAACUGCCUCAGUGCGACUAGCCAAGUCACAUUCUGCGAUCGUAGUGGAUGCGGCGGAAGCUGCAACGAGCUUAAUUCCUGCGGAACGCGCUUGGAAAACAAUUUCUGCUUCACUCCAGGAACCGAGUCAAUUGGUGUCCCCGCUGGAUCGUAA
This is a messenger RNA of Psilocybe cubensis, 450 nucleotides long. RefSeq lists its product as uncharacterized. Bases 1 to 450 code for a protein of 149 amino acids. NCBI's taxonomy places the organism in Eukaryota, Fungi, Basidiomycota, Agaricomycetes, Agaricales, Agrocybaceae. The record is from RefSeq and is a predicted model, not a curated record. The transcript is spliced from 2 exons.